AGACAAAGUUAACAAAAACAACAAACACAAGGCUGGUGGAAAACCGAAAGAUGACAGGAAUGGCCAAUUGAAAUAUACAUGAAUUUGCGGGUUACGACAUUUUACAAACAAAUGAUACAAUUUAUCCGAGCGUUAGAUGGCUGAAUGUGAAGCUGUGAAACCCAAAGUCCCCCAAUGACCCCUGACCCCAUCCUCUUAAUUCCAGGCCAGCUUUGACUGUAAAAGUUGUAGGCAUCAAGUGGCUUGUGAUAAUCUAAGAAACCUGACAGUGCCCACAGAGAGGAGGAGGAGGGAGGAUCCAAGACCCAGUCAACGGGGAGUGAGGCCCACUCCUCACCCACUAAGAUGCCUUUCUUUAAGAAGAAGCCUACAGAGCCCAAGAGCAAUAAGGAUGUCUGGGAGGUAGAGGUGAUAAUGCAUAAGCAGAGCAAUGAGGCUAAGAAGCGGAUGGAGCACUGCCAGUUCUUGGCUCAAGCUUCACCGGAACCGAACUAUGAUUUAUCAAAGUGUGAGCUGACAGAGGUGCUAGCGGGAACAUAUUCUCAGUGCAAGGUGUUAAGAAAAGAGGUUUUAAUCAUGAGUGAUAAUCUACUUUCAUCACUAAAUGGUGGAGGCAACAUCAAGGACCUAUCGCUGCUCAGGGUCCUUGAUUUGAGAAACAAUCGUUUUGCUCAGCUUCCGGAUGCUCUUACGGAGCUCGGACAACUACAAGUUCUCGAUGUCACAGAUAAUAAACUAAAACAGCUGCCAAAGAGUAUAGGCAAGCUACAUGCACUACAGACGCUCAAUGCAAGAGGCAAUUCUUUGAAAGAGCUUCCAGACAGCGUGUGUCAGAUGAAAUCUUUGAGAACGUUAGACAUCUCCCACAAUCAAAUCAGAUCAUUACCAAGGAGGUUCUGCAAUAUCAGGACAUUAGAGAGUUUAACCCUUGAUAUCGAUCACAUGACCUACCCAACGCCUGACAUAUGCCAGGAUGGAACAGAUAGUAUCAUGAAGUUUAUGUGUGCAGAAAAUGGUAUAGAGUAUUCCCCACCGUCUAAACACCUCUUACCUGUGCUGAACACAUACACAAGAGAAACGGAGUCGUCAAGCUCCGCCCUCCAAGCAUUGCAACGCGAGGACGACCAACUGAACAGCUCAGUUCUUAAAUAUGAGACCAAGAGAAACCAGAAGCAGAGUGACUUUGUCCGGUUGGAACAGGAGCUGGCCCAGCUAGAGGCCCAGCAGGCCCAGAUUGCCGAGUCCUCCAACAGGAACAGGGUUUUGUUACUACAGUCACUUGCGAGGGACCAAGAAGAAGCUGAUCAUAAUAUCAGGAAUAUCCAAGAGAAAUCUGAAAGUGACAAAAGACAGAUGAUAUCCUCAUUACAAGAAGUUGAGCACAGAUCAGCAUAUCUCAUCCAACAGUUGCUGGAGAUGAAUGAAAAGGCCAAAAAGAAAGAAGCAUUCCUAGAUGAAAUGGAAAGAAAGAUGAUGGAAGAUGAGAAGAUGUUCAAGAUUCAGGAGGAGGAGAGAAAGCUGGUGAGAGAGAAUGAAGUACUGGUAUCCAUGGAACGCAUCCUAAGAGAGAGACACGCCUUUGAAUCACAGAGACUCAAGUAUGAGGAGCACAGGGAUAGCGUCACCAAGCAGGCCAUGGACAUAGAUGAAUUAGAGAUGCAAAAGCUUGGACGCCAGCUCAGCUCAAUCAAGCAGAACCGAGACGAGAUAUUCAAGGAACUCAUGGAGGAGGAAGAAUUCCAACGCCAAGCCUUUGAGACACUCCUCAUCAACAAGGACGCGAGACAUAAGAGACUAACAGAUACGAUCUACAUGAUUCAGCAGCAGCUAGCCGAGGUCACGAUGGCAGAGAUAGAGAAGCGGAACAUGAAGGCCGAUUCAGCCUCGCUGGCCCUGGAGCAGAAACGGGAAGACCUAGCGGCCUUGCUCAAACAGCUCAUGAUGCAGAGAGAGGAGAGAGAAGGAGCACUCAAACAGAGAAUGCUGGAGAUGGAGGAGCUGAGAGAGAGGACGGAGCAGGAUUACUGGCUGGUGCAGUAUCAGAGGCUGCUGGAUAAGAAACCCCAGUCACUUAUCGAUCAGGAACACAAGCUGGAGCUUGCUGUGGUCGAUAUCUUACAAGAGGCUGGUGCCGAAGACUACAUCCCUAGAUUUGCAAGGCAUCGCGUUUCCAUAGAAACCAUGAUGCAGAUGGGAAUGGAUGAAUUGAGAGAGAUCGGUGUGCACGAGGUCGGUCUGCGUAAGGCCAUCCUGACGGCUGUCCAAGGCUACGUCCAAGCCCAGACCAGAGCGAUGGAGAAAGCCGCCGCCCUGGAGCGACCGGCAGAACCCUCGGCCCCGCCCAUGGAUCCUGGUAGCGGGAAGGGUAAAAAGGAGGAGGAGGAGGAGAUGGGCGCGGCUGCUGCCUCUAGACCGGUAGAGGCGAUGCAAGCGCCGGAAGGUUACAACCCCGAUGUGACCGUGAGGGUUACUACAGAGUGUGUCAUAUGUAUGGAGAAAGAUUCCGAUAUGCUGUUUAUGAUGUGUGGCCAUAUCUGCUGUUGUGUCAAGUGCUCUCAGCCUCUCUUCAAGUGCCCUCUAUGUCGGGGUGACAUCACCUCGAAGAUCAUCGUCGGAAACACGCCGGUGGGAUGAGAGACGUUCGACUCCCAACAUCUACGAUCAUUGCAAGUCAUAUUUAUCUAUCUUUCAGCUCGUUUUUUCACAUUUUCUGUACAAAAAUUGCCUGGGAUCUUUUGUUUGUAUAUGGACAUGUUGUGUUUGUACUCUAUAGAGUGGUGAAGUGUGACGUCAUCAAAAAUCUAAUU
Molecule: messenger RNA, 2807 nt
Organism: Strongylocentrotus purpuratus (purple sea urchin)
Lineage: Eukaryota; Metazoa; Echinodermata; Echinoidea; Camarodonta; Strongylocentrotidae
Gene: lrsam1
Product: E3 ubiquitin-protein ligase LRSAM1
Exons: 21
Coding region: 346-2634 (762 amino acids)
Molecular function (GO): protein binding
Source: RefSeq, a predicted model, not a curated record